CUCCAGCGGCACUGGCGGUGGCGGCCCAGUGCGCCUGCGUGCCUCCUCAGCAACUCCCGGUGCUACCCCAGUCAUCUUGGCCCGGCGGCUGCUCCGGCAGCAGCGAGACUCGGGCUACAGCCGCCACCGCCUCUCCUGCCCGCCAUGGGCUCCUGAGGAACAAGAGGAGAGAACCUGGAAAUUAAAGGGAGAGUGUGGAAUUUAUUUUCACCCAAGUCCAGUGUCCACCCGGCACCGAGGUUCACUUCCCACUCUCAGGGCUUCCCUAAGGGAAGCCAUUUCCACGAAGCACAAUGAUGGUGACCCAGGCUGUGCUGGCCCCUGAGCCAGCCUCCCCCCCGACCACAGCAGCACCCCCCAGCUUCUCCUGGAUCCCCAAGGGUAGCCCGACCGCUAUGGAGCAGCCUAUCUUCCUGAUGACCACAGCAGCCCAGGCUAUCUCUGGCUUCUUUGUGUGGACAGCUCUGCUCAUCACUGGUCAUCAGAUCUACAGGCACCUGUGCUGCUAUAGCUGCCCCAAUGAACAACGCUAUAUUGUCCGCAUCCUCUUCAUCGUGCCCAUCUACGCCUUCGACUCCUGGCUCAGCCUCCUCUUCUUCACCAAUGACCAGUACUAUGUGUACUUCGGCACUGUGCGUGAUUGCUAUGAGGCUUUUGUCAUCUACAAUUUUUUGAGUCUCUGCUAUGAAUACCUCGGAGGAGAAAGUGCCAUUAUGUCAGAGAUCAGAGGGAAGUCCAUCGAGUCGAGCUGCAUGUAUGGUACCUGCUGCCUCUGGGGGAAGACUUACUCAAUUGGCUUCCUCCGAUUCUGCAAACAGGCCACCCUGCAGUUCUGUGUGGUGAAACCCCUCAUGGCCAUCAGCACAGUGAUCCUCCAGGCCUUUGGCAAAUACAGAGACGGAGACUUUGAUGUCACCAGUGGCUACCUCUACGUGACAAUCAUCUACAACAUCUCAGUCAGCCUGGCCCUCUAUGCCCUCUUCCUCUUCUACUUUGCCACUCGGGAGCUGCUCAGCCCCUACAGUCCCGUCCUCAAAUUCUUCAUGGUCAAGUCGGUCAUCUUCCUUUCCUUCUGGCAAGGUAUGCUUCUGGCUAUCCUGGAGAAGUGCGGGGCCAUCCCCAAGAUCCACUCGGCCGAGGUGUCGGUGGGGGAGGGCACCGUGGCUGCCGGCUACCAGGACUUCAUCAUCUGUGUGGAGAUGUUCUUUGCCUCCCUGGCUCUGCGCCAUGCCUUCACCUACAAGGUCUACGCCGAUAAGAGGCUUGAUGCCCAAGUGCCGGCGUAUGGCCCUUACGGCCGCUGCGCCCCCAUGAAGAGCAUCUCCAGCAGCCUCAAGGAGACCAUGAACCCCCACGACAUCGUUCAGGACGCCAUCCACAACUUCUCCCCCGCCUACCAGCAGUACACACAGCAGUCCACCCUGGAGCACGGCCCCUCCUGGAGGAACGGCUCCCACGUGCUCGCCCGCUCCCACAGCCUCGGCGGCGGCGGCAGCAGCCGGGACAACGAGAAGACCCUCCUGCUGAGCUCCGACGACGAGUUCUAGGAGCGGCCUCCCCGAGCCCGGGGGCGCCGGCCUGGCUCCCACCCUUCUUUAAUUUAUUCACCCAGAAACACUCGAGUCCCAUCACUCCCCGAUGGCAGGAGGAGGGGCCCCCAGAGGAGGAGCAGGCCCAGGCGGGCUCCCCAGGAACACUCCUAAGUGACAAAGCAGGGGCCCCUGGGAUGGGGUCAGGGGCUAGGGCGAGUGGCCUGAGCUGGCGGGCACACCCGCGAGGUGUGGACAUGUGGGAGCCAGAUGGGGUGUCUGCCUCAAACCACGCCCCUCUUCUCCCCAGCCCCCACACUGCCUCCCUGGGCGAGCCAGGCCCCCCAGGCCCAGGGAUGGGAGCAAGCGCAGCGCCUCCCUCCCCACCUAAUUGUGCAAUACUUCCCUCCCGCUUCCUUUGUUCCUGGUGGGUCUCUCCGCCAAGCUUUAGAGAGAGAAUUUGGAAGGAGCCUGGGCCGUCCGUCCCUCCCUCCCCCUGGGAGACGUGGGUCCAUUCCUCACCUCACCUGAGCUCCAGAGACCCCCCAGCUUUCCUCUGGGGAGCUGAUGGCCCGGGUGGGAGGCCUCAGGCUUGGCCCUCCUCUCUCUGACCCUUUUCUCUAUGACCUAAUUAGCCCCAGAGGCCGGAAAGCUGGCCCUGCUAAAUGCCGGGAGGGAGGGAGGAUGGCUCCGGCCUCCCAAUCCUGGCCUGGCAGGUCUUGUGUGUGCCUUAGUUUCACUGCGAUCUCCGCCCCUGCCCUCCCUGCCAGGGGCGGCCGCCUGGUCCCAGCCCCGCUCCAGGAGCCGGCUGCUGCCUGGCCGAGUGCCCCCAGGAUCCCGGGGCCGCGGGGGUCGGGAUGCCUCCCCGUUCACUCCUCCCUCGAGCCUCUGUCCAUCGGGAAAGGCUGCAGCGGUCCGUCUUCUCUUGUAGAGCUCUGGCGUGCAUGAAGCAUCCCUGGCCGCCCCCUCCCCCUCCGCCUGCCGCACCCCACGGGCUCCGUCCUCAGAGGCUCCUUGGGAGGGAGGCCGCCGGGCCCCUGGCUCCGCCGGGGUGAGCCGGGGGCAGGGCACGCUCCUCCCCGCCCUUUUUCUACGAUUAGUAUUUUCCGGUAGAGUAGCUCUUUGUAUAUCCAGAAGACUCGAAACCGUCGUCGAAUGCCGGCUGACCGGGCAGAGUCCCCUAGUUUUGUACCUCAGGUAGGCUCGCCGGCGCCCCACAAAGCAGCUCUCUCUAUUUUGGUCUCUGUGAUAUUUUAAGGUGCCGGGACAGGAGCAAGCGGAGAAGCGGAGAGAUUAUAUAAAUAUAUAUAUAUCUGUCUAUAUAUAUGAGAUAAUAUAGAUUGUACUGAAA
This is a messenger RNA of Monodelphis domestica (gray short-tailed opossum), 2880 nucleotides long. It is a transcript of the gene TMEM184B, whose product is annotated as transmembrane protein 184B. NCBI's taxonomy places the organism in Eukaryota, Metazoa, Chordata, Mammalia, Didelphimorphia, Didelphidae. The record is from RefSeq and is a predicted model, not a curated record.